CGAGUAUAUACGUAGUCCAGCCUUGCGCCCGUGUCCAAACAACCCGUCUCAAAUCUGGCCGUCUCGCUGCCCUUUGACUUUUAGGCUUUACUAUAAAAACGUUGGAAAUGGCGGAGAGCGGCAGCAACUGCGGUAGCACCAACCAGAAGAUGAUCUCAGCCGACGAAGCUCUUCAAAUUGUGCUCAGCGUGGCCCGGAAGCUGCCACCUGUCACCGUUCCACUUAACCAAGCUCUCGGAAAAGUUUUGGCUCAAGAUAUCCUUGCUCCUGACCCUUUGCCUCCUUAUCCAGCUUCAAUCAAGGAUGGUUAUGCAGUGGUUGCUUCGGAUGGCCCUGGUGAGUAUCCUGUAAUAACAGAAUCAAGAGCUGGAAAUGAUGGGGUUGGUGUUACAGUGACUCCUGGAACUGUGGCAUAUGUGACAACUGGAGGACCAAUACCAGAUGGUGCUGAUGCAGUUGUCCAAGUUGAGGACACUGAACAGGUUAAAGCUCCUUCUGAAUCAAAGCGUGUAAGGAUAUUGGUGCAAACUAGCAAAGGUGUUGAUAUUCGUCCAGUGGGAUGUGACAUUCAGAAAGAUGCAGUAGUUUUAAAAUCUGGAGAAAGAAUAGGUGCUUCAGAAGUGGGACUACUUGCUACAGUGGGCGUUACAAUGGUGAAGGUGCAACCUACACCAACCAUUGCUGUACUUUCUACUGGAGAUGAACUUGUAGAGCCAACAACGGGUUCCCUAAGUCGUGGCCAGAUUAGGGAUUCCAACCGUGCUAUGUUAUUGGCUGCUGCAACACAGCAACAAUGCACAACGCUUGACCUUGGUAUUGUUGGAGAUGACACUGAAGAACUUGAGAGGGUCUUGGAUAGUGCAUUUUCUUCAGGGAUUAAUAUUCUUCUGACCUCUGGGGGUGUUUCCAUGGGAGAUAAGGAUUUUGUGAAGCCACUUCUUGAAAAGAAAGGGACAGUGCACUUCAACAAGGUUUGCAUGAAACCGGGGAAACCAUUGACAUUUGCAGAGAUAUAUUUAAACGGGGCAAAGAAUGCACCAAUGAACAAAGUUCUUGCGUUUGGUUUACCUGGAAAUCCAGUUAGCUGUCUAGUUUGUUUCCAUCUCUUUGUGGUCCCUACCAUACGCCACCUAGCAGGAUGGACAAAUCCACAUCUUUUGAGAGUGCAAGUUCGACUUCAACAACCAAUAAAGACAGAUACAAGCCGGCCAGAAUUUCAUCGUGCCACUAUCAGAUGGGAAGUUAAUGAUGGAUCAGGCAAUCCGGGAUUUGUUGCUGAGAGCACUGGCCAUCAAAUGAGCAGUCGGCUUCUGAGUAUGAAAUCAGCUAAUGCUUUGCUGGAGUUUCCGGCAACAGGGAAAGUUAUUUCUGCUGGAAGUUCUGUCUCAGCCAUUGUAAUUUCCAAUUUAGGUGGUACUGCAUUGAGCAAGGCUGCUUUGUCUUCAGCUUCAAGUACAAGUACUACACUACAUAAAAGUGCGUUGAAUGAACUGAUGGUAGAUGGAUCUCAGGAUGUUCAGUUCAAAGUAGGUGUUCUGACAGUGAGUGAUACUGUUGCAUCAGGUGCAGGGCCUGAUCGAAGUGGACCUAGGGCAGUAUCCGUUGUAAAUACCUCAUCGGAAAAGUUAGGAGGAGUGAAGGUAGUUGCAACAGGUGUGGUUUCAGAUGAUGUGGGAAAGAUCAAGGAAGUUUUGCAGAGAUGGAGUGAUAUCGACAAAAUGGAUCUUAUUCUCACACUUGGUGGCACUGGCUUCACCCCAAGGGAUGUGACCCCUGAAGCAACAAAAGAGUUGAUUGAAAAAGAAACACCUGGUCUUCUGUAUGUCAUGAUGCAAGAGAGUUUAAAGGUAACACCAUUUGCUAUGCUCUCACGCUCAGCAGCUGGAAUAAGAGGGUCAACAUUGAUCAUCAACAUGCCCGGGAAUCCAAAUGCAGUCGCGGAAUGCAUGGAGGCUUUGUUGCCAGCCCUUAAGCAUGCAUUAAAGCAGAUAAAGGGUGACAAAAGGGAGAAACACCCCAGGCAUGCCCCUCAUGAACAAGCUACCCCUGUGGAUACUUGGGAACGCAGCCAUAAGUUGGCCUCUGCUGCUAGCAUAGAACCCACUUGCUCUUGUUCUCAUUAAAUUGUCUUCUUCCUUUUUUUUUUUUUUUUUUUCAGGUGAAGAAAACAAUCAACUUUAUAUACAUAAACAAUGCUACUUCUAAGUUUUAUAAUUAAUUUUUCAGAAAAAAUAGAAAAAAUAAUAAAAACCCUUGUGAUUUUCUAACACAAAGGAGGAGCUCCUCAGCCCUAUCAAUCCCAUAGUUUUCUAAAGAUUUUAGUGAUUUCUAUGUAAUUUAACAUAAUCUUUUGAGAGGGUUACAAUAUCUUCAUUAACAUCUUAGCUAGAAAAAUCAAAUUUAUCAAUUAAGCGAUUCCUAUAAAUAAACAAGAAACGAUUGAUUGUUCUGCACAUUUUGACUAAGGCCUUCAUUAGGGUGUGUGGUGUCUCAUCGAUGUGGUUUACGA
Messenger RNA from Durio zibethinus, 2509 nucleotides. Its product is annotated as molybdopterin biosynthesis protein CNX1-like. The record is from RefSeq and is a predicted model, not a curated record. Gene Ontology annotation, cellular component: cytoplasm; cytosol. Gene Ontology annotation, molecular function: molybdopterin molybdotransferase activity. NCBI's taxonomy places the organism in Eukaryota, Viridiplantae, Streptophyta, Magnoliopsida, Malvales, Malvaceae. Gene Ontology annotation, biological process: Mo-molybdopterin cofactor biosynthetic process.